UUCCUCCAAUGUUGACUAUUUCAAAUCAACUGGUAGGUGGCUAUAUUGGUCAGGACAUCAAGUUGGAGUGUCACACCGAAGCGUUUCCAACGUCUAUAAAUUUUUGGACAACCGAAAAGGGCGAUAUGAUUGUCUCGGGUGAAAAAUAUGAGGCCAUAUCUACGGACAGCGGGUACAACAAGUACAUGAUACUGAAGAUAAGGAAACUGUCACCACAAGAUUUCGGAUCAUACAAAUGCGUGGCGAAGAAUUCACUGGGCGAAACCGACGGAUUYAUCAAACUAGACC
This is a messenger RNA of Diuraphis noxia (Russian wheat aphid), 288 nucleotides long. Its product is annotated as lachesin-like. The record is from RefSeq and is a predicted model, not a curated record. Gene Ontology annotation, cellular component: neuron projection. NCBI's taxonomy places the organism in Eukaryota, Metazoa, Arthropoda, Insecta, Hemiptera, Aphididae.